AUGCUGGUCCUUGUGAUCGGCGACCUUCAUAUUCCGUUCCGGGCCCAUGACUUACCAGCCAAGUUCAAGAAGCUACUAGUGCCCGGCAAGAUUCAACAGAUCAUCUGCACCGGAAACGUAUGCAACACCGACUAUCUGCACUAUCUGCGCACCAUCGCCGGAGAUGUUCACCUCGUGAAAGGCGACUAUGACGAUAACCCACACUUCCCUUCAAGCCUGAUCCUUAACCAUCCCCCUCUUCGGAUCGGUGUGCUACACGGACAUCAGGUUGUUCCAGCUGGUGAUACACAGUCUCUGGCUGCAGUUGCGAGAGCGAUGGAUGUCGACAUAUUGCUCACAGGACACACGCAUCGAUUCGAGGCUUUCGAACUGGAGGGUCGCUUCUUUGUCAAUCCAGGUAGCGCAACCGGCGCCUGGCAUCCUACAUGGCCAUUGAGAGAUCCCGCUUCCCUAGCCGCCCUGUCAGAAAGGACAGCCGCCAAGACGAAAGAGGAUGCUACCAUUGCCGACAAGAAGGCCGACGAGCCCAAGCCAAAGAAGGGUGCAAAAACGUCAGACAACAAAAAGAACGAUGACUCAGCAAAGGACAAGCCAUCCGCAUCCGAACUUAAAGACGCCAAUAAGGACGCCGAGUCAAACAAAGAUGGCGACGAGGAAGAGGAAGAAGCGAAAGAGGCCGCGGCCCCUGUCCCGAGCUUUGCCUUGCUAGACAUUCAGGGUGCCGUGGUAGUGACAUACGUCUAUCAGCUUAUCGAUGGAGAUGUCAAGGUAGAAAAGAUCGAGUACCGAAAGAACCUCGAUAGCAACUCGUUGGCAUUGCAGCGCGGCGCAUCUGGUAACGCUGUCGCAGUGGGCGCCUCAGCCACAAAUUAUGGCCAGUACGGCGGACGAUAG
This is a messenger RNA of Mycosarcoma maydis (corn smut), 894 nucleotides long. RefSeq names its product retromer subunit VPS29. Lineage: Eukaryota; Fungi; Basidiomycota; Ustilaginomycetes; Ustilaginales. The coding region runs from base 1 to 894 and encodes 297 amino acids. Gene Ontology annotation, biological process: intracellular protein transport; retrograde transport, endosome to Golgi. The transcript has a single exon. Gene Ontology annotation, cellular component: endosome; retromer complex. The record is from RefSeq and is a predicted model, not a curated record.